Molecule: messenger RNA, 2003 nt
Organism: Linum trigynum
Lineage: Eukaryota; Viridiplantae; Streptophyta; Magnoliopsida; Malpighiales; Linaceae
Source: the annotation of a GenBank genome assembly
UAUUAUAUAUAAUAAGGAAGGAAAAAUGAGUUCAUCUUCACGGAAUAAAUAUAAUAAGAAGGUGAUCAUGAUUGUGGUGGUGGCGGUUGUGUUAGUGGUGGUGUCGCUGAGAAGUCAAUCGGCGUCGGCCAACGUAAUAAGCUACCUUUGCAACGAUGAUUUGUUCGACUACGACGAUCUGCACAUUGAGUGUGUAUAUAUUCUGUUCGACAAAUUGGUCGGGGAUGCGCGUCCGGUGAAGCAGGGUGCUUGGUACCUGCCCCAGACCUGCUCCUCCGAUGAUUCGGUUAUUGUCUACGGUUACCGGCGGAUGGACGAGGGCGCGACGGACUGCAUUUCUGACGCCGAGGAUGACAUCGUUAACAUUUUUUGCCGUCACAGAACUGGAGGUCAAGCGUGGGGAGAUGGCUGUUAUUUGAGGUUCGAGAUCUACCCGUUUGAUGUCUGAUGGUCAACUAUUUAUAUAUGUAUUGUAUUUGUAUGUAUGUUUCCUAUGACCCUGCUUUGUAAAAGGGUAAGAAAACUCAUGUAGCUGCCGGGCAGCAUGAAUAAUAAACGCUUAGAAAACUCUUAGCUCCAACUUUGGUUGGGCGAAAUAGCUCCAACCAUCCAACGUGUCAGUUUGUUAUUAGUGAAUUCACCUUCCUUUUUUUUCUUAAUAUUUAAUAAUGCUAAAUAAAUCAAGAACUAAAGUAUAAAAAAAUGAAAUCACCAAUAGAAAACUGACACGUCGGAUGACUGAAGCUAUUGCGUCCAACCAAGGUUGGAGUUAAGAAUUUUCCACCAAAGAAUUUAGCUGAGUUCGGUCGAGUUUGUUUAUUAAAACCUUGACCAAUCAUCAUUAAGAUUAAGACUAGCUCUGUGCGCGGCCCUUGGCCGGGUCGAUUUGCUCAAAUAUAAUGCAUUGCGUGGGGUCAUUGUAAGCAUUCUAUUGCAACUCUUUGAGUCGGAUACUCAGGUCAACCUACAUAUGAGGACUAAAGUACUUUUCACGGCUUGGAACUUGGUGCUUCCAUUGUUAGCUUGUGUUGUAGCUUGAGUUGUACCAUUGCAUUGUUGUCUGGAAUGCAAGUUAUAGUUUCUUUUUCAUAGUCGUUAGCAAUGGUGAUGUAGCAAUAGCCUCACUCGAUGUAGAUCUGGUUGCGAAGCUGUUCAUGUUGAUUGUAUCCAAUGCAGUCAAAAGCGUGAUUCUACCUAGAAGCGGAAAAUGGGUAAACUCGUAAAGCGUAGAAUCAAAGCUUAAAAGCGUAAGUUUUUGACACAUACUGAAAAAUAACUAAAAAUGUAUUAAGUAGGACAUAUGCUAUGCAAAAUAUGAAUGCACAUAAAUUAGAUAAGUCAAUAAAUACGUGUGAUUCAUGCCUAAAGUAGAACAACUUAUAGCAUCUUAAUAAUAAGUUUGUAAACAUAAAUUUUAACAAUAAGCCACUUCUCCCACUAUGCUAAUGAAUUUGGGAAAAGCCUAACGGGUGAAUUAGAUUACUCUAUCGAAGUUGAGAAUGCAUACAAGUACCUUAUAUGUAUCUCUUAAUCUCUAAAUUUUAACAAUAAGCCACUUCUCCCACUAUGCUAAUGAAUUUGGGAAAAGCCUAACGGGUGAAUUAGAUUACUCUAUCGAAGUUGAGAAUGCAUACAAGUACCUUAUAUGUAUCUCUUAAUCUCAAAUGUAUCAUAUUGUUGGUGAUUUACUUUUAAAAUAUACUUUUUAUAAUUAAUUUCAUGAAAAGAAUACUCAUUUAGUGAACUAAAAGCGUAAAAACGUAAAGCGUUUUGGAGAACUAGAAGCGUGAAACCGUAAGCUUUUAAGCUUUAAAGCGCAAUUUAGUCCGAUUUUAUAUACUGAAGUUUUUAUAUGGAAACGAAAGCGUUUUGGUGACCUAAAAGCGUAAAAUCGUAAGUUUUUACGUUUUAAAACGCAAUUUUGACUGCAUUGAUUGUAUCUUCAAUCUCUGUUUCAUUGUCCUGUGAAAAGUGGCAUUUGUCAUUAAAGUUCUGAAACAUAU